Messenger RNA from Cannabis sativa, 609 nucleotides. RefSeq lists its product as uncharacterized. The transcript is spliced from 2 exons. The coding region runs from base 91 to 324 and encodes 77 amino acids. Lineage: Eukaryota; Viridiplantae; Streptophyta; Magnoliopsida; Rosales; Cannabaceae. The record is from RefSeq and is a predicted model, not a curated record.
GUAGAGGCUACUUGCACCAAAAAUACCAUUAGGGAGAGAACUAGCUAAACGAAGAGGGAGAGAGAGAGAGAGAGAGAGAGAGAGUGAGAGAUGGCGGGUGCAUUCUGGGGAACACGAUUGAUGGAGAUAGUGAAGAAGCAUGACUCCGGAGGUCUUGUUUGGAAGAGAAUAAAGCUCACACCUACUCGUAAGGCCAACGCCAAGAAGCGUCUCCUUCGCGUUUGGCAGAAUGAAGCUGUCUUGAGGGCUUGUUCUGAAGAACCUCCUUCAAAAGCUGCUGAAAAAGUUUGUGAAAAAGCAAAGGAAGUUGCCAAGAGUGAGUGAGAUUAUGAACACUUGGAAGGAGUAAUAUAAUUUUUGCCCACUUUGUUUCUCUUUUCAACUGUUUGGUAUAAACUAAAAACUAUCAUGUUUUGUUUUGUUUGAUGUUUGAGGAUAAAGUCUUACUCAACUCAAACAUUAACAACAAAUGCUUCUGCAUUUGUAGAAUCCACUAGAUUAAUGUGAUAAUAUCAUUUUUUUUUAAUGAAUACAAAUAUGUAAGACUCAUGGAGAUCAUAAAUAUACAUUUGAUGGAGCACGAUAUAAUGUCAGAUUGUCGUUUUAACU